Molecule: messenger RNA, 671 nt
Organism: Topomyia yanbarensis
Lineage: Eukaryota; Metazoa; Arthropoda; Insecta; Diptera; Culicidae
Gene: RpS20
Product: small ribosomal subunit protein uS10
Exons: 4
Coding region: 138-500 (120 amino acids)
Biological process (GO): translation
Cellular component (GO): cytosolic small ribosomal subunit; ribosome
Molecular function (GO): structural constituent of ribosome
Source: RefSeq, a predicted model, not a curated record
AUUGAAAACUUUUGACAUUUCAGCCUUCGACUCGUCCAUUUCGUUUUUAGCUUCGGCAGAGUAAAGUUUCUGUCCGCGGUUCAGCGCUGUUCAAGAUACCUUGAUUAUCUCGACCAGGACAAUUUUUACAGUUAAAAAUGGCAACCGCUGGAAAGGACAUCGAAAAACCCGUGGCGGAAGCGGCGACCGUUCACCGUAUCCGCAUCACGCUAACUUCCCGCAACGUCCGAAGCCUGGAGAAGGUUUGCGCCGAUCUGAUCAGCGGAGCUAAGAAGCAGAAGUUGCGUGUCAAGGGUCCAGUUCGUAUGCCAACCAAGAUCCUGCGUAUCACCACCCGCAAGACCCCUUGCGGUGAGGGUUCCAAGACUUGGGAUCGUUUCCAGAUGCGCCUGCACAAACGUAUCAUCGAUUUGCAUUCGCCCUCGGAAAUCGUCAAGCAGAUCACUUCGAUCAACAUCGAACCCGGUGUAGAGGUUGAGGUUACCAUUGCCGAUCCUUAGGCAGUGCGAUUCGCGAUGCAUCGGAUGCGGCAAACCAGGGGAUUUCUGAAGAGGAGGUGGACUCCAAAGAUGGAACGAUUUAUCGUCAAAAGAGAAAGCUACAAAGUUACCGCUAUUGGCUGGUACUUUUGUUAAGUUCGUCGCACUCGAAAUAAAAAUUUGAAAAAAUAA